This is a messenger RNA of Dendronephthya gigantea, 756 nucleotides long. RefSeq lists its product as uncharacterized. The transcript has a single exon. Lineage: Eukaryota; Metazoa; Cnidaria; Anthozoa; Malacalcyonacea; Nephtheidae. The record is from RefSeq and is a predicted model, not a curated record. The coding region runs from base 1 to 756 and encodes 251 amino acids.
AUGGAUGAGAAAGCAUUAACAAAAUUAAUCGGAAAUAUCUUGGAUAAGAAGCUGAAUCCAGUGAUGAAAACCCUGGAUGAUCUCAGACAUAAAAUCAACAAAAUAGACAAGAUAGAAGAGUCUAUUGACUUUCUCAGUUCAAAAUAUGAUGAACUUAUUACAAAAUAUGAUUCUGCGAAUGAUCUAAUGAAAGAUGUCCAAGAAGAAAACCAAUGCUUAAGGAAACAACUCCAUGAGGCAGUCAAUAAUAUAGAAAUGCUGAAAGCUGAAGUCAAUGAUCUCGAGCAAUACUCUAGGAGAGAUUGCCUAGAAAUACGAGGAAUCCCGAUGGUUAUGGGAGAGAAUACCAACGAAAUAGUGAAGAGAAUUGGUCAAGAAGUUGGUGUUCAUGUCAGUGAUCAAGAUAUCUCAAUUAGCCAUAGAUUGAGAGCCUCAGAUGGUCGUGACCCCGCUAUCAUAGUCAAGUUUAAUCGUCGAGAUGUAAGAGAUAAACUUUAUCGAGAGAGGAAAGUUUUACGAGAUAAAUCAAUAAAAGAUAUUGGUAUCACCCGGUUUACUGACAGGAAAAUCUACAUUGUGGAAAGCCUAACGAACCAGAACAGAAAGCUAUUCAACAAAUGUCUCGAAGUUAGAAGAGAAAAAAAUUUCAAGUAUAUAUGGACAUCUUCUGGUAAGAUCCUUCUUAGAAAAAAUGAGUCUAGCCCAACAAUCCCUGUAGUCAAUUGGAGAGACCUGACAAAAAUCAUGAACUCUUAG